UCACGGCUAGAUCUCGCGGUCACACUGUUUUUCAUAGGUCAGCACGGAUGCUGAUUUUUCCAUCCAAGGCUUUUUUGGUUUUUAUAUCAAAAUUAGUUGCUUUCAAUAUAGAAAAAAUAUCCCCCCGACAAUUUGUAAUUGGUUAAAGUCUGUGCACGUGCAUUUGGCAAGUGAAUAUCGAGCCCUCUAUUUGGCAAUUUACGUAUUAUAAAAACGCAUUCGUCACACCUUUGAACACUCUCACCAAUACUUAAACAACUAAGUACAUAAUAGAAAGCAGACGGCGAAUAAAGUGAACGUAAAAAGACGGCAAUAGUCUUAUUAGACAAAUACCAAGUACUAAUUCUAGUACUUAUCGACGCUUCGAUUUUCGGUUUGAAACGAAAACAACAAGCAUUAACUUUUUGGAAAUAUUACGCAAGUAUUAUUUCUGUGUAUAUUUGUUGGUAAUCAUGGCUCAGUAAAGAUGAAUCCUCAACGAAACAUAACCACGCAACGGACUCCGUGUGGAGACAAACGUCAACGCGAGACGCAAUUUGCUGUCAAUUCGCAGCAUCAGCAACAACAAACAAUUUCCCCUACUUUCACCUACCUUCCCCGCAACGAGAACUGCCUUCUUAGCGCAGCCAAAAAUAACUACAAUGGACAACAACAACAAGAAACAACAACAGCAACAGCGCACAAACAAAUCAUCUGCUGAAGCUCAACGCAAAUCAAGUGAUUUGCAUGUCAACAAGACACGCAAUUCCCGACGUCGUGAACAGCUUGCAACACCAAGGAACGAGCAGCAACAACGCAACGUCAAACAACCGCAGCAGCAGCAGCAACAACAACAACAGCAGCAGCCUGCCAAGCUUCGUGCCAAUGUGGACAAACGUCCACGUGCCCGGGGUGGCAACGGUAACGGAUCAGGCUAUGGUCAAGGGUCUAGCUAUGGCGAUGGCGAUGGCGAUGGCUCUGCAGGCACAGAUGCGGAUUACUUUAAUGGCAGCACCGGAUUAGCAGCAAUGGGCGCCGGCUACAAGCGUAGCGGUGAUCUUGACUACGAACUGAACUCUGUGUAUGUGCACGGCAGCAAGAAACAGAAUUUGAAUCAUCUGUUGAACUUCCACUGUGUGCCACGGCACGAGUUGUCCUCCGACUGGCAUGCCACUGGACAUGGACAUGGCGGACAUGGUGUUGUGUCCCGUCGGCAGCCGCGUUACAACAAGGAGCAAUUUCUUCAGGCCAACUUUCAGUUUGUCAUUCGCAGCAGUGCCAAGGCGCAGGUGAAUGGCUCGCCUGAUACUCUGAUUGAUUGGAAUUUGAUUGAACAGAUCAAUAUACAUACAACGGAGGAGCCUCAAUGUCCCAUUUGCCUCUAUCCACCGGUGGCAGCCAAGUUGACGCGUUGUGGCCACGCCUAUUGUUGGCCAUGUUUGUUGCAUUACCUAUCCUUGAGUGACAAGACCUGGCGCAAGUGUCCCAUCUGCUAUGAUGCCAUCCAUGCCGCAGAUCUCAAGAGCUGCACCAUCGAACAGCAGCAGUCUAUGAAUAUGGGAGAUUCUAUAAGCUUUCAGUUAAUGCGUCGUCGCAAGGGUUCCAUGUACAUAGAGCGCUAUGCAGAGGCAGAAUUAGGAGGAGCUGCUUUAGAGCAUGAGCGUUUCCCUCUGUUGAGUGCUCUGGAUGAUGCCAAGCGUUUCUCCAAGUUCUUGGUUGCCAGGCGUGUGGAUGUUGCAGCCAUUAUCGAUCGUGAGCGUCGCGAACUCUUGGCAGAGUCGGAUAUAUCCUGUCCCGAGGAUAUUUUCAUACAGCAGGCGCUGCUCACACUAAACGAACGAUGCGACAAACUCGGCUUGGAGCCAGAAGAGCAACCCCAACAACAACAGCAGCUACCAUUGCAAUUGGUGGAAGAGGAGCAACAAGUCAAAAUUCUUGAUAUUGAUGAGAAACCUGACGAUGCCUCGGUAUCAUCCUUGGGCGAGGCAAGCAGCUGCAGUAGCUCCUACAACAACAACCAGAACAACAACAUCCACAACACCAACAAAUAUUAUUACUUUUAUCAAUCGAAUGAUGGGCAAAACAUUUAUUUGCAUCCCUUAAAUGUUAAAAUGCUACAGGCAUGCUAUGGCACAUUGGAUCUAGCCCCUGUAUUGAUCAAGGCGCCGAUAAUACAAAAGGACCAUCACUCCAUGGACGAGGAGCAUCGUCGUAAAUUCACCUGUUUGGGUCAUUUGCCGCUCACCUGUCAGUUUGCCGUUGUCGAGGUCGAACUACAGCCUCCAAUUAUUGCUGGCAGCAUUCUUAAGCUGUUUAAGGAUGAUCUGCUGCAUCGCAAAAAGGAACGCCAACGUCGCGAGCGUGAAGAACGUAAAAGAGAGAAACAUAUUAACGAGAUCAAUGAUCGCCAGAUGGGCAAACUGAUUGCCAGUGCAGCCAACUUGAAUCUAAGCUCGACUCAUGAGUUUCCAACUUGUGGUUUUGAAGAGGAAUUGCCCGCACCGCGUGGCUCUAUGCCCAUCUCUAUUGGUGAGGCAAGCUCUGUAUGUUACUCCAGAGUGGCUGCCAGUCCAAAGCAGGAAUUGUGGCCCAGCAUUGGCAGCGUAGCCUCACCAGGCAACUCCUCUGGUCCGGAGUUUCAAAUGGGAGCUUGGGGUCGCGCUGCUCCGCCGACACCGAAAGCUGCUCCUGUCGCCAAUCGUCCCACUCUAGAUGAGGAGAACGAGUUGCGUGCUGUCGGUCCUUGGGCACUGGGUGAAUUAUUUGUCGGCGCUUUGGGUCAACAGAAGCAGCAACGUGGUGGUGGCAAAGCAAACACCUCUGCAGUGGAUGCCUCAGCCAGCAAGAAGCAAAAGAAAGCAAAGGGCAAGAAAAUGGUUCCCCUUUUCGCUGUCGGCAUGAAUAGAGCUCCAUAGAUCAUCCUGGAUGACAUUAACCAUGGCAUUAAACAAAUACCGUAGUAUACAACAUUAAAUAUGAAAAAUGGAAAUUUUUGUUUAGAGCGAUAAAGUCGCAGGAUUACUAUUAUUUCAACGUUAUUACAAAUAACAUAAAUUUAAAUCUUUUAUUAUUUUAAUUAUUUUACACUCAUAUGUAAUUGCAUAAUUAUAUAACAAACAAUAUAUAAUCCAAUAAAGGCAGAGAACAUAGC
Drosophila innubila is the source of this 3130-nucleotide messenger RNA. Its product is annotated as RING finger protein 10. The transcript has 4 exons. The coding region runs from base 642 to 2894 and encodes 750 amino acids. Gene Ontology annotation, biological process: positive regulation of transcription by RNA polymerase II. Lineage: Eukaryota; Metazoa; Arthropoda; Insecta; Diptera; Drosophilidae. The record is from RefSeq and is a predicted model, not a curated record. Gene Ontology annotation, molecular function: transcription cis-regulatory region binding; metal ion binding.